AUGUCGAGGGCGCAGUUCGAAAAAAUGAACAAAAAAGCAAUAAGCGGCUCAGUGGCUUCGCCGCUCCAGAGAGGAGCCACGGCUCCUCUCGGGAUGCGGGAUGCCAACGACCCCGUCAGUGCACUAACACUUCGCGCAUGCGCAUUGCCGACCACGGGUCGUUCCCGAGUCCCGCCACUAGAUGGCCUCAUAGCUCAGUUAAUGAGGGCACAGAGUGUAAGGGACACGUUGGGGGCUUCCACUACUCUCUCUUAUCAGAGAGAGAGGUGGACAGCUAUCACAAAUUCAGCCUGGGUACUGAGAACAAUAUCUCGGGGCUACAGGCUUCAAUUUGCUGUUACCCCCCCUCGCUUCUCGGGCAUACUCUGUACACAGGCCGGGGGGGGGUCAGCUCGCGUUCUACAGGAGGAAAUUAUCUCGCUGUUAGAAAGGAGAGCGAUAUGUGUAGUGCCCCCCGAGCUGAGUCGGAGCGGCUUUUACUCCAGGUAUUUUCUGGUCCCAAAACGGGGAGGGAACGGAAUUCGCCCUAUCCUGGACCUGCGGGCUCUGAACAAAUACCUCCGAAAAUACAAAUUCAGGAUGCUCACUCAUGCGUCACUGCUCCGUCUGGUGCGCCGGGGCGACUGGUUCACAUCUGUCGAUCUGAAAGACGCGUAUUUCCAUAUUGCGAUCUAUCCUCCGCACAGGAAAUAUCUGAGGUUCGCUUUUCAGGGUGUCUGUUACGAGUACAGAGUGCUUCCCUUCGGUCUGUCUCUGAGCCCGAGGGUGUUCGUGAGGUGUACCGAAGCAGCUGUAGCCCCGUUAAGGCGGCAGGGUCUCCGUCUGGCUACAUAUCUGGACGAUUGGCUCCUUUUGGCACAGUCAGAGCAGGAGUCUGUGACGCAAACGCGCAUCCUCAUCCACCAUCUGACCAAUCUGGGUUUUAUAAUAAACACAGAGAAGAGUGUGCUUUCCCCAGUGCAAAAUAUAAUAUUUCUGGGGCUAUCUCUGGACUCGGUGUCCUUCACAGCCCGCCUGUCGGCGGAGAGAGUGAAGGUUAUCAGGGCUUGUCUCGCGCAUUUUCGACUACGCGGGUCCGUUGCUUUCAGGAUAUGUCUGAGGUUACUGGGACUUAUGGCGGCGGCUAUUCUGGUGAUCCCACUGGGCCGCCUGUUUAUGAGGGAUUUCCAGCGUUGGGUUACCUCCCUCAGGCUGGAUCCUGUGCGUCAUGGCGCACGGAGGGUAACGGUUACUGUGGAGUGCGGAAUGGCGCUGCGCCGCUGGAGGCAUCCGGCUUUCUUGGUGCAGGGAGUAGCCUUGGGCACCGUCCUGGCUCGGAAGGUGGUCACCACGGACGCGAGCCUUUCGGGCUGGGGGGGAACUCAGGAGGGCCGUUUUGUGAGAGGCGUUUGGAGCGAGAGUCUCCGGCGCUGUCACAUAAAUUACCUCGAGCUCCUGGCGGUGUUUCUCGCCCUGAGGCGUUUCCUGCCGCUUCUCAACGGACACCAUGUUCUGGUGAGAACGGACAACACGACAACGGUAGCCUAUAUAAACCGUCAGGGGGGCUUGCGUUCCCGUCAGUUACACACGCUGGCACGCAGACUGAUACUGUGGAGCAGCAGGCACCUGCUGUCUCUGAGAGCGACACAUGUCCCCGGGGCUCUGAACCACGGUGCAGAUUUGCUGUCCAGGGGCGCGCCGCUGUACGGCAACUGGACUCUGCACCCAGCCAUUGUGGGGCAGGUGUGGACGCGCUUUGGCCGGGCCGAAGUGGACCUGUUUGCAUCGAAAGACAAUGCGCAGUGUCCGCUGUUUUUCUCAAUACGCGAUCCAGACGCGCCUCUCGGCGUGGACGCGCUCGCGCACGCGUGGCCGUCAGCUCUCCUCUACGCUUUCCCUCCUCUGGCUCUGAUACCCCCAACUCUAUCCAGGGUGAGAGAGCACCAGUGCAGGAUGAUUCUUAUAGCUCCACACUGGCCAGCGAUGCACUGGCUGGCGGAGAUUUAUCUGCUCCUUUGCGGACAGCCGUGGCAACUCCCACUACGCAGGGACAUGCUGUCCCAGGCGGGGGGGACAAUUUUUCACCCGCACCCAGAGCGUCUGGCGCUAUGGGCUUGGCCCGACUUGAUUGACAAACAUAAAGCCUUCUCCACCAUAAAGGUGUACCUGGCUGCCAUUGCAGCUUGUCAUGUGGGGUUUGAUGGUAAAACAGCUGGCCAACAUCCUUUGGUUUGCCGUUUUAUGAAGGGUGCACGACGGCUGCUCCCUGUUUCCAAGCCGUUGACUCCCCCAUGGGACCUGGCGGUGGUGUUGGAUGGGCUUGCUAGCCCUCCUUUUGAACCAUUGGGGGAGGUUGACCUGAAGCAUCUGUCUUUGAAGACAGUGCUGCUGCUGGCCUUGGCGUCUGCAAAACGGGUUGGCGACAUUCAUGCGCUUUCUGUGCAUCCGUCAUGCACUCAGUUUGCCCCGGGGCGUGUCAGGGUGUUAUUGAAACCUAAUCCUGCCUUUGUGCCCAAGGUGGUUGGCUCAUGCUCUCCCAUUGACCUUUUGGCGCUCUGUUCCCCGCCUUUCUCUUCCUCAGAGGAACGGCGGUUGCACGCGCUGUGUCCAGUUCGUGCUCUGCACUUUUACAUGGACAGGACUGCAGGUUUUCGACGGAGUGACCAGCUAUUUGUGUCCUGGGCUAGCCCCCACAGGGGCAAGCCUGUGACAAAGCAACGGCUGUCUCAUUGGGUUGUGGAAUCCAUUGCUCUGGCCUGCGUGCUCACUCAACUCGCGGCCUUGCUGCCUCCUGGGCCUUAA
Messenger RNA from Etheostoma spectabile (orangethroat darter), 2781 nucleotides. RefSeq lists its product as uncharacterized. Gene Ontology annotation, molecular function: nucleic acid binding. The record is from RefSeq and is a predicted model, not a curated record. Lineage: Eukaryota; Metazoa; Chordata; Actinopteri; Perciformes; Percidae.